AUGACCACCUCCCUGGUCCUGAAUCCUCGCUGGGCGGAUACGGUUAUGUUUGUGUAUGAAAACAACUUGGAUGAGCUGAAGAACAUGGAGGGUCUGGUUGGAAGCAGCAAUUUUGCGGCCAACCAGUGCAGGAAUCUAAUGGCCCACUCGGCUUUGAGUGGUCACCCUUCUAGCCUCGUUCACGGCUCCAGCUAUUCCACUGUGGACGUAUCGACUUCGAGUUCUGCAGAGUCGGGCAAACAAUGCACUCCUUGCCAAACGGUUCCCCAGGCCUCGUCCACCGGUCCUAUACCGUAUGGCUACUUUGGCAACAGCUAUUAUCCUUGUAGAAUGGGGCGGGGUUCCCUCAAGUCCUGCACACAGCCGAGUGCACUCAGCUACUCCGCAGAUAAAUACAUGGACACUCCAGUCACAUCUGAAGAAUAUCCCAGCAGGGCCAAAGAGUUUGCCUUUUACCACGGCUACCCCAGUCCCUAUCAGUCCAUGGCCAGUUAUUUGGACGUGUCAGUGGUGCAGACGCUUGGAACAGGAGAGCCGCGGCACGAGAGUCUCCUGCAAAUGGACAGCUACCAGCCUUGGGCUCUGGCUAACGGAUGGGGAAGUCAAAUGUAUUGCUCCAAGGACCAGAGCCAGGCAGGCCAUCUCUGGAAGUCUGCACUAGCAGAUGUUGUGGCCCACCAACAUGACGGGGGCUCAUUCCGUCGAGGUAGGAAGAAGCGGAUACCGUACACAAAAGUGCAACUAAAGGAACUGGAGAAAGAAUAUGCAGCCAACAAAUUCAUCACAAAAGACAAGAGGAGAAAGAUUUCAGCAGUAACCAACCUAUCCGAGCGGCAGAUCACUAUUUGGUUUCAAAACAGAAGGGUAAAGGAAAAGAAAUUCAUUGCCAAAGUUAAGAACAGCGCGCCAUAG
Messenger RNA from Myxocyprinus asiaticus (Chinese sucker), 912 nucleotides. It is a transcript of the gene hoxb13a, whose product is annotated as homeobox B13a. The record is from RefSeq and is a predicted model, not a curated record. The transcript is spliced from 2 exons. Gene Ontology annotation, molecular function: RNA polymerase II cis-regulatory region sequence-specific DNA binding; DNA-binding transcription factor activity, RNA polymerase II-specific. Gene Ontology annotation, biological process: regulation of transcription by RNA polymerase II. Lineage: Eukaryota; Metazoa; Chordata; Actinopteri; Cypriniformes; Catostomidae. Bases 1 to 912 code for a protein of 303 amino acids.